GAUCUCUUCGUGUUCGUUUUACAUUUCCAAUGGCGUCGUCGUGUGUCGCUCAUCUUUCUCUCUCAGGUGGAUCUCAAUCCCAUUACGUGAAGGCAAAUGGACUGUCUACCGGAAAGCUCAGUUCCAUUUCUAAAACCUCUGCAUUGACUAUCCCCAAGAUCUCUAACCGGAGUCGCAAGUUGUCAGUUUCUGCAGAGUAUGGGAGGAGUAGGAGAGGAAGUGGUGGUGGUGAUUUCGUAGCUGGUUUUCUUCUUGGAGGUGCUUUGUUUGGCGCUGCUGCCUACAUCUUUGCUCCUCAGAUACGAAGAUCGAUUAUGAGUGAAGAAGAUGAGUAUGGAUCACAAGAACGACCAAGUUACUAUGAUGAAGGUUUAGAGAAAACUAGGGAGACUUUGAACGAGAAAAUCGGACAGCUUAACUCAGCUAUUGACAAUGUCUCUUCUCGUUUAAGAGGUCGUGAGAAGAAGACUUCUUCCCCGGUUGAAACUGAUCCAGAAGUUGAAGCUACUACUUGAAAACAAUAACACACUUUGCUUCUUCUUCUCUGUUUUUCCAUUUCGUAGUUGAUCUAUUGUGUUUCUUCUUCUUAUUUACUGCUUUUAUGCUUCAGUUAGAACUCUUGCAAGGUGAAUAAUAUACGGUGUUUUGGUUUUAGUCAAUUUUGAAUUUUGCUUUAACUCAAUUCAACUCAUGAUUAGAAUUGUUGUUUAGUUUAUUAAUGCAUCUUUAUUU
Messenger RNA from Eruca vesicaria subsp. sativa (arugula), 732 nucleotides. The record is from the annotation of a GenBank genome assembly. NCBI's taxonomy places the organism in Eukaryota, Viridiplantae, Streptophyta, Magnoliopsida, Brassicales, Brassicaceae.